Messenger RNA from Effrenium voratum, 645 nucleotides. NCBI's taxonomy places the organism in Eukaryota, Dinophyceae, Suessiales, Symbiodiniaceae. The record is from the annotation of a GenBank genome assembly.
AUGGACAGCUGGUCCUAUUUUCAAGCCAGCUGGGAUUUGGCGCCUUUGCACCUCAUCGCCUUGUUCGUUCUGCUCCUGGUGGUUCUUGCGCUGAGAAGGGCCAAGGUGGAGAAGCCCGGCGCCAUCAUCUCGCUGCGCCCGAGCCGCGUCGUCGACAAUGACCGCGUGGUCAUCUUCGACUUCGAUGGGGUUCUCACCUCCCAGGAGAGCUGCGGGGGAUCGGUGCGCUCCGCGGCCCAGCGGCGGCGGAUCUUCGGCGGCGCUGAGCGGCUGGAGCUCCUGGAGGUCUUCCUGGAGGAGCUCUCCCAGUCGGCGAGGCUGGGGAUGGUGUCCCGCAACCAGCGAGCCGUCAUCCAACAGGCCUUGGGGCCCAUGGCCCAGUUCUUCGGGGCGGAGCUCAUCUUCGGGCGCGAGGACUUCGAGCUCGCGGUGCCCAAGAGCCAGGUUAUCGAGACGAUCCUGGAGAGGAACUGCCUGGCGAGGAAAGACCUGCUCUUCAUAGACGACAUGUUCCUGAAUGUGAGCGACGUGUCCCAGCACUGCAAAGUGGACACCAUGCAUGUUCGAAAGUGCGGCAUGGAUAUCUGGGACUUCGAGUACGUGCUGACCUGGGCGCGGAAUGCCAUGGACGUGAGAGGUACUUGA